UAUUGAAAAACACUUCACACAGAAGUUCCGGUACGAGAACAAAAACAAUUUCUGCCCCAUUCGGGGCUUACAGUUGACUCUGAGGUACAACACAGACAAAACAUGUGAACUAAACCAGCAUUCAUGUUUGCGAACUAAGAAGGGCGUCCACACCGCUCGGUACAGGAAGCACAGACUGGGUGUGUCCACGUGAAGGGCUUCCCACUACUAGGUGGCUGGCUGAGCAGCCUUCCAACGGGUAUCAAAGGACCCAGCCACUUCCAUUUCUCCCGGAUGGUAAGCGGCGCAGGCAGACGGAAGGGGCGGGGCUCGAAACGGAAGUUCCUGAGCCCGCAGCUGUCACGAUCACGUGGGAAAAGGUUCCAAGCAUAGCUGGCACUCAGGAGGCAUGGCACUCUGGCGGGCGUACCAGAGGGCCCUGGCUGCACAUCCGUGGAAAGUCCAGAUUCUGACCAGUGGGUCACUGAUGGGCCUAGGUGACAUCAUCUCACAGCAACUGGUGGAGAGGCGGGGUCUCCAGGAGCACCAGACAGGCCGCACUCUGAUCAUGGUAUCCCUGGGCUGUGCCUUUGUGGGGCCCGUACUUGGAGGCUGGUACAGGGUUCUGGACCGCUUUAUCCCCAGCACCACCAAGGUAGAUGCUCUGAAGAAGAUGUUGUUAGAUCAGGGGGUCUUUGCCCCAUGCUUUUUAGGCUGCUUCCUCCCAACGGUAGGGGUGCUCAAUGGAAUGUCAGCCCAGGACAAUUGGGCCAAACUAUUGCGUGACUACCCUGAUGCCCUCAUCACCAACUACUAUCUCUGGCCCGCUGUGCAGUUAGCCAACUUCUACCUGGUGCCCCUGCAUUACAGGCUGGCUGUUGUUCAGUGUGUUGCUGUCGUCUGGAACUCCUAUCUAUCCUGGAAAGCACAUCAGCUAUAAGCCUGCCUUGUUCCAUACCUGGCGUCGCUGCACCUUGAUCCUGGAGUGCUUGGACAGCUUCUUCAAAGAGAGCCUAUCAGGGCAGGAGCAGGGGCUUGGCUGCUGAGAGCGUAGACUGCUCUGCAAAGGACCCACACUGCGUGGUUCACAACUAGCUGCAACUCGAGCUCCAGGAGACCUGAUGUCUUCUUCUGGCCUCUGAAGCUCCUGCGCUCACGUGCACAUACCCACGCAUAGACACGUAUUCAAAAUUAAGCAUACAAUAAAAAUAUUUUUUUUAAAAAAGA
Messenger RNA from Psammomys obesus (fat sand rat), 1206 nucleotides. RefSeq names its product mitochondrial inner membrane protein MPV17 (gene Mpv17). Lineage: Eukaryota; Metazoa; Chordata; Mammalia; Rodentia; Muridae. The coding region runs from base 389 to 919 and encodes 176 amino acids. Gene Ontology annotation, cellular component: cytoplasm; membrane. The record is from RefSeq and is a predicted model, not a curated record. The transcript is spliced from 8 exons.